This is a messenger RNA of Striga asiatica, 2619 nucleotides long. The record is from the annotation of a GenBank genome assembly. Lineage: Eukaryota; Viridiplantae; Streptophyta; Magnoliopsida; Lamiales; Orobanchaceae.
AUGGCAGCUUAUGCAGCUUUAGUGUCUCUUAAUCAUAUCAUUAACCAACUCCAGCAUCAUCCCAACACUCCAAUUUCUCUUGAAAAAAAUCAAACUGAAUCUCUAACUGAGAAGAUUACUUUCCUGCAAGAAUUUCUCGAGAGUUAUUCAAUUAAUAGUGGCAACGAAGAAUAUGAGCAUGACUUGUUGAGUCGCAUUGCAGAUGCAGCAUACGAGGCAGAAGACAUAAUCGAAUCCAACAUAGUCAUCCAAAUUCUUGCAAGUACUACAACUGAUCUUGAGGAGGAUAAAAUCAGGUCCAGUGAUUUAUAUCAAGGUCUAAAGAAAGUGAUCCUAGGCAUGGAUCUGAUCAAAAGAGAAGUCAUGGAGAUUAAAGAGAUGAAAAGAAUCCAAAAUCCGAAACAGCAAAUUUCGGCCUCUGCUGGCUCACGAGAUUUUCUUUCCACGGCUCACAGAAUCAUGGUUGGUUUGGAAGAUGUCAAAAUCGAGAUCAUGGAUAGGCUCACCCGUCCGUCAAGCUAUCGUCAAAUUACACUGAUUUUCGGCAUGGGUGGCAUAGGUAAGACUACAUUAGCCAGAAAUAUUUAUUCAGCUCCACUUAUUAAGCACCACUUUGACAUUCUUGCCUGGGCCACGAUUUCGCAACAAUAUAAUGCCACAGAAAUUCUUCUACAACUUCUCGUAUGUGUGCAAGGCGAAGGGAACAGGGGAAGCUUGAAUCACAAGAGCCAACAUGAAUUGGGAGAAAUAUUGUACAAAACUUUGGUAGGUAGGAGGUAUUUGGUUGUACUGGAUGAUAUGUGGAGUAUUGAGGCAUGGGAGAAGGUGCACUUCUUUUUUCCUGACAACAACAAUGGAAGUAGGAUGAUGGUAACAACUCGUAUGUCGGAUUUGGCUAUCCAAUUAAAUGGCUCAGAUAUUCUCGAGAUGAAUCUUCUAGAUGGAGAUAAAAGUUUGAAUCUACUCUGCAAAAGUGUGUUUGGAGAGCAGGAAUGUCCUCUUGAAUUGAAGGAAACCGGAAUGAAGAUUGCCAGAAACUGCAAAGGGCUUCCUUUGUCGAUUGUCGUGAUUGGAGGACUCUUGGCAAAGUCCAAAAAAACUCUACAAUACUGGGAAUACGUCGCAGAAAAUUUAAACCCCAUUCUGAAUAGAGAAGAUGAUGAACGCUGCUUAAAAGUAUUAGAGACGAGUUAUAACUGGCUGCCAGUUCACCUGAAGUCAUGUUUUAUGUAUAUGGGCAUUUUCCGCGAAGAUAGCACGAUUCGUGUUUCUGAUCUUAUCAAAUUAUGGGUCGCCGAAGGAUUUCUGAAACCAAUUCCUGGAAAAACCUUGGAAACAGUUGCAGAAGAUAACCUGAACGACCUCAUCCAAAGAAACCUCGUUUCAAUCCAUUCGUGCAGCUUUAACGGGAAAAUAAAAUUCUGCAGCAUGCACGAUAUCUUGAGAGACCUCUGCUUAAGAGAAGCUCGCAAGCACAAGUUUCUUUGCAUAGUAAGUCGACACGAUCUUGAAGUCCGGCAAAUCCAAGACAGGCGUCAUAUUGGCGUUCAUGCUGGCACAACUCCUAAAUCCAUCGACACCCUGCAAUCGGCGCCCUUUGCCCGUUCUUUAAUAUGCGACAUUCAUUUUCAAGACGUUUUACCAUUGCGUACCUUCAGAUUGCUGAGAGUGUUGCGUGCGCAGAGAGCGAUUAAUCAGAAAACAUAUUUCGGAAAACGAGAUGUCAGGUACCGACCAAAUGAUAUUUUUCAGCUAGUGAACUCACGGUUCCUUGCGGUGGACUCUGACUGGAGCUGGAUAUCUCGAGUUCCUUCCUCAAUCCACCUCUUCUGGAAUCUGCAGACGUUAAUCGUUAAGGGCAGGCACCAGCUUUUCGCGCCACCCGAGAUAUGGAGGAUGCCUCGGCUCAGGCACGUCAAAUUCGACGAACUCUAUCUCCCAAACACCCGAGGAGACGACGAAUUCGUUUUGGAUAGCUUGCAAACGCUGUCGAGAGUAGGAGAUUUCAAGUGCGGUGAAGAUGUGAUUAAGAGAAUCCCUAAUUUAAGAAAAUUGAAAAUAUUUUACUGGGCGCUCGAGGGAUGGUCGAGAUACAGCCUCGGCAACCUGCAGCUUAUGCGCAAGCUCGAGUCCCUCGGCUGCUACUGGUGCGCGCACGAGAUGCGGAGCGGGAAGGAACUGGUCAGGAGCCUCGCAUUCCCGGGCUGGCUCAGGGAGCUGACCUUGGAAGGCUGCCGCCUCGAGUGGGGAGACCUGGCCGCGAAGGUGGGCCCGCUGCCGUCUCUGGAGGUGCUCAGGCUGAAGACGUGGUCGUUCGUGGGGCCCGAGUGGGAGACGGUUGAGGGGCAUUUCUGUAAUCUCAGGGCUCUGCUCGUUUGUCGGUGCGACGAUCUGGAGCGGUGGACGACGGACAGGGCACACUUUCCUCGGCUAGAGCGACUCCGGAUGCGGAGGAUGUACCGGCUGAGGGAGAUACCGCCGGAGAUUGGGGAGAUAGCGACGCUUGAAUUGUUGGAGGUGACCGGUUGUACGCCCACCGCCAAUGCCUCUGCGGUGAGGAUAAGGGAGGAGCAGGAGGAGAUGGGGAACGUGGGCCUUCAAGUUCGAGUUGGCCCAUGA